CUCGUUCCACAGUCUACUCCACUUCCCACUUAUCCAGCUAGCCUUGCCACCUCCUCCAUUCCAAGAAGCAGAGCAGAGCAGAGUAAAAAUGGCGAUGCCGCGGGCCGUGUCCUUAUCGGUCGCCGUGCUCCUGGCGCUCCUGGCGUCGGCGGAGUCGUGGCUGUACGAGGAGUUCACCACGGACGGCAACGUGCGCGCCGACUACAACGCGCAGGGGCAGCAGGUGGCGUCGCUCGUCCUCACCCAGCAGUCCGGCGGCGGCGCCUUCGGCUCCCGGCAAAAGUACCUCUACGGCCAGUUCAGCAUCCAGAUGAAGCUCGUCCCCGGCAACUCCGCCGGCACCGUCACCUCCUUCUACCUGUCGUCGGGCGACGGCCCCGGGCACGACGAGAUCGACAUGGAGUUCAUGGGCAACGCCACGGGGCAGCCGGUGGUGCUCAACACCAACGUGUGGGCCAACGGCGACGGCAAGAAGGAGCACCAGUUCGACCUCUGGUUCGACCCGGCGGCCGACUUCCACACCUACACCAUCAUCUGGAACGACAAGAACGUCCUCUUCAAGGUGGACGACCUCUUCAUCCGCAGCUUCAGGCGCUACGCCGACCUGCCCUACCCGGGCGCCAAGCCCAUGUCCGUGCACGCCACGCUCUGGGACGGCAGCUACUGGGCCACGCAGAAGGGCAAGGUCCCCGUCGACUGGUCGGGCGCGCCCUUCGUCGUCUCCUACCGCGGCUAUACCGCCGACGCCUGCGUGCCCAACGGCGGGGAAGGCAGCCCGCUCUCCUGCCCCGCCGGCACCGACCGCUGGAUGAACCGGCAGCUCGACGACGCCGAGCGCGGCACCGUCGCCUGGGCCAAGCGCGACUACAUGCGCUACAACUACUGCGACGACGGCUGGCGAUUCCCGCAGGGCUUCCCCGCCGAGUGCUCACGCGGCUGAAGAACGCCGCCCCCCUUCUGCGGAUUGUUCGUUAUCCAUUCAUUUCUUGUUUCUUGGUCUUGGGUCACAUCUAGUGUUCUUGAUUUCGUUAACCCUCUGUUUAUUCUUGCCUAGAGGGAUUAGAUUAAACGAUAAUAAGGGUGAAUUCUUCGAGUAAAUAUCGGAACACACAGUGAGUCCCACAGUGAGAAUUGUUCAAGGAA
Triticum dicoccoides is the source of this 1143-nucleotide messenger RNA. Its product is annotated as xyloglucan endotransglycosylase/hydrolase protein 8-like. Gene Ontology annotation, molecular function: hydrolase activity, hydrolyzing O-glycosyl compounds; xyloglucan:xyloglucosyl transferase activity. The record is from RefSeq and is a predicted model, not a curated record. Gene Ontology annotation, cellular component: cell wall; apoplast. The transcript is spliced from 2 exons. The coding region runs from base 89 to 940 and encodes 283 amino acids. NCBI's taxonomy places the organism in Eukaryota, Viridiplantae, Streptophyta, Magnoliopsida, Poales, Poaceae. Gene Ontology annotation, biological process: xyloglucan metabolic process; cell wall biogenesis.